AGAUCGUAGUUUGGCAGAGAUUCAGAAACACUGAUACUGUGUGUGUUUAUGUGUGUGUGUGUGUGUGUGUGCGCGCGCAUGUCCUUCCAGGGUUGAAGCGAGGCAAAGCAGCUCGACACACAACCGCCAACAGACAUGAAUCACCUACUGAAGGUUCCAGUUCUGGCCAGCCGGGCCUUCAGCAGCUCUGCCAGGCAGCUGAAGAACAAAGUCCCCGAGGCCCAGAAACUCUUCCAGGAGGACAACGGGUUGCCGGUCCACAUCAAGGGAGGAACCGGUGACAUGAUGCUCUACAGGGCCACCAUGACGCUAACUAUAGCAGGAACCUGCUACUCUCUGUACUGGCUGCUCACGGCCUCCAUGCCGCAGAAGAAAGCGUAGAGCAGGAAGCAACCACCCCCCCCCCCUCCCUGGGCUCGGUCUAUUGCUUGGAGAACAGCGCCCGGCUCCGUCUAACACUAAAGCUUGUUGUGUGAAUUCUUUUUGAUUGUAUCAGAAGCCGUCCUACUUUGAUUACGGCAGCGAUGAAUGUGUAAAAAGUGUAAAAAAUGUUGAUUCAGAG
Molecule: messenger RNA, 562 nt
Organism: Morone saxatilis (striped sea-bass)
Lineage: Eukaryota; Metazoa; Chordata; Actinopteri; Moronidae
Gene: cox7a1
Product: cytochrome c oxidase subunit 7A2, mitochondrial
Exons: 5
Coding region: 136-381 (81 amino acids)
Biological process (GO): regulation of oxidative phosphorylation; mitochondrial electron transport, cytochrome c to oxygen; mitochondrial respirasome assembly
Source: RefSeq, a predicted model, not a curated record